AUGGAGCUUGUAGCCUUUUUAGUGGACAUUACAUCUCAGCUAAAUGAACUGAAUCGGAGGCUCCAGGGCCAAGGCAACACAGUGUGUGAUCUGAAGGCAGCAGUACGCUCCUUUGAAUGGCGGCUGGAGAUCUUUAAGAGUAGAUGGACAGGCCGGAGCCUAGCCUGCGCCGCCGGGAUGCUCGCGCUCACCUCCGCGGGAUACUGCGCGUAUCGAUGGCUGAAGAGGACCAACGAUCUUCAAGCUGCUGAACAUCAAGCUGCUCACGGAUCUGUUGUUGAUGAUGUGGAGGAAGUCGACACCACCGAGGUCACUGAUCCAAGUGCCCAGCUCCUUUGUGAUGAACAGGACCCUCAGACGUCAGCUGAUGCCCUGGUCACUGAGGUAAAUAUCCAGCUCCGGAGCACCAGCCUUGACCCUCAGAAGUCAGCUGUCAUUCUGAACCCAGCAAAUACUGAGACACCUGCUCCUCAGUGUCCUCUUCUGGAGAGCAUCAUUACACCAUGGGUGGUGUUUGAGUCACUGUACACUCCGGGAGAGCUGCUGGGUGAAGGGGGCUUCGGGACAGUCUGUGCAGGAGUCCGAAAUGCUGAUGGCAAGCAGGUUGCACUCAAAUAUGUGGGGAAAACUCCAUGCGAUAGAUUCAUCACCAUUCCUGGAGAGACACAGAGCCUUCCUGUAGAGGUGGCACUGAUGAAAAUGGUUUCCAAACCACUUUGUUGUAAGAACGUGCUGGAGAUGCUCCAGUGGUUUGAGAUGUCCGAUUGCUUCAUCUUGGUCCUGGAGCGACCCAGCCCCUGCAUGGACGUCCAGCAGUUCCUUGAACAUCAUGACGGCUGGCUGUCAGAAGCACUGGCUCAAAAAAUCAUGAGCCAGGUGGUUAAAGCUGCUCACCACUGCUGUAACGCAGGGGUUCUUCAUCGUGACAUCAAGGCGGAGAACCUUCUCAUCAACCCAGACACACUGGAAGUUAAGCUCAUUGACUUCGGCUGUGGAGAUUUGCUCUCUGACACACCCUUUACAGAAUAUGAAGGCACUUGGUGUUUCUCUCCACCUGAGUGGGUGUGUGAUGGAGAGUAUUUGGGUUGUCCUGCCACCAUGUGGGGUCUGGGAGUUCUCCUGUUCCUCCUUGUCUGUGGACACUUGCCCUUCCAUAAUGAGGAUGAGAUCGUCUACAGAAAGAUGGACUUUGCUCCCGGCCUGUCUGAAGCUUGCCACAGUCUGAUCAAUUGGUGUCUGGACCCGGAACCUGAAUGUCGGCCCACGUUUGAAGAAAUCCUCAGCCAUCAGUGGUUUACAUCUGGUGGAUCUGAGUGAAGGAUCUGAGUGCAUUUGGAUGUCCACCGUGGUGUUACGCCUCGUGAAGGAGCCUGUCCAGGAGAUGCUGAAGGCCAUGGAGGGAGUCUGAGCAACACUCCUCACACACACCCACACACACCUCUCUAUCUCAGCCAACUUAAAGAGUGAUCAGGACAUUUUAGGAAAUCUAUUGUUGGCUAUUCAGUGGUCAUUAGAAUAUAAAACUAAGAUUAAACUCUGCACUAUUGCCCAUUCAUUUGUAGAACUGCUUUUGCUCUCCAUUGUGUUUGAUGAUAGAUUACUUGUAACUAAUUUAUAAGAUUAAGAAACCCCCAAAAUUUUAAUAAAGUAAUAAAUGUCCUGGUCAUACUUUAAACACCUCUUUUCUUUCCCUUUCUUUCUCUCUCCACUUGUUCAAGAUCUCCGGAGGUAAGUAAAUACUUAUUACUGCCUUUUAUUUUCUGCAGAUUUAAACCUGUCUUGUUUUUCUUCUCUCCCUGAGCAGCUGUACACAUCAUCGCUGGCCUGUAACAUCAACACCUGUUAGUGCUCUCUGACCGACGGACGGCAUCAACAUCUGCAGCUCCGAUAAGAGUCUCCAUCAUUAGUUUAACUUUUUAUUAAAUACGUUACUCAAUAAGACCUUUAUCUUUAUUAUAGGUUUAAGAUUUUACUAUACUAUUUAUUAGACAUUUAAGAUUGUUGUAU
Messenger RNA from Hemibagrus wyckioides, 2007 nucleotides. Its product is annotated as serine/threonine-protein kinase pim-1-like. Gene Ontology annotation, molecular function: ATP binding; protein serine/threonine kinase activity. NCBI's taxonomy places the organism in Eukaryota, Metazoa, Chordata, Actinopteri, Siluriformes, Bagridae. Gene Ontology annotation, biological process: negative regulation of apoptotic process; regulation of mitotic cell cycle; protein autophosphorylation. Gene Ontology annotation, cellular component: cytoplasm. The coding region runs from base 1 to 1317 and encodes 438 amino acids. The record is from RefSeq and is a predicted model, not a curated record. The transcript has 12 exons.